This is a messenger RNA of Botrytis sinoallii, 1875 nucleotides long. RefSeq lists its product as uncharacterized. The record is from RefSeq and is a predicted model, not a curated record. Lineage: Eukaryota; Fungi; Ascomycota; Leotiomycetes; Helotiales; Sclerotiniaceae. The coding region runs from base 1 to 1875 and encodes 624 amino acids. The transcript is spliced from 5 exons.
AUGGAGUCCACUAGAGAAGAGCGCAUGCAACAACGGUUACGAGGAGGUGCCCAACGUCAAGUCAAAGAUGUCGACUUCGGUUUUAUGUUACCAGCUUUUGCUGCACCCCCGCCAGCAGCAGAACCAUCUCCAGUUCCAACUCCAGCGCCAACAAUUCCAAAUUCACUUCCAGAAGCUCCAGCAAAUCCAGAAACUCCUCAACCCGAAUUACCUUCACAGCCCAUAAGUCAAACACCUGCUACUGCGACCAGAAGUCGCGAUAGAUCCUCGAAUAUACUAGGCUUACAAUCGAAUAACGUUACAAGAUCUAAUACUGGGAAUGACGCAAAUACGUCCGCAAAGAGAAGGAAGUUGGAGACUGAUGAGCCACCAUCUUCUUCUACCAGGAGUAUGCGGUCUUCUCGGAGCUCUGCUAGGAAAGAUGUAUAUGAUUUACCAGAAGAUGAAGAGCUAGAACAACCUGUGACGGAUCAUUCAAAUCUGUCAAUAUUAGAAGCGUCGAAGGAAAAUGUUUCAGAAUCAGGAAUGGCAGGGACCGCCUUAUCACCUACCCAUCUACCUUCUGAGCCAAUUGAGUCCAUCGAAAGAGAUCCUUCAAAUGAAAUUGGGUUGGAAGAGGUCGAGGAAGACUCGUUGGUGGGCGCAAACACGUCGUUAGAAGAAGAAGCCGCCCUCACUCUAGUGAAAGCAACAAAAUCUCCCAGAAAGCUACCACGUCCAUCACGGAACAAAAGAAAGAGAGACGAGCCAUCUUCCGAACCUUUAGUUGUAGAAGAAUCGGUUCUUGCUGCAGCUGACACACUGGAUACCACUAACGACGAUAUUGAGGAAGUUCUACCUCAAAAAUCGAGACGAUCUCGUCGAAAGUCGGCUUUGCAGGAAGAUGUAGGAGUCAACGAGGAAGAAAUGAUUGAAAACAAUACCGAGCAAGCGGAAGCGAUAGACGAUUAUGAAGCCGCAGUAACAUUGAAGAAAAGUCGAGGACGGAGAAUAUCCAGAAAUAUUGUUGCUUCCGAUGAAUCUAUUCCUGAAGAUGCUGCACCUCCUAGAUCUCCCAUCGCAAAGAAAAAGCAAGGUAGGGUUCGACAAGUUACUAGUCCAGUACAGCAACGUCAACCAGCACCUCCGAAAUCCAAACCUCAAAGGGCAGAGAAAAAGAUCAAGAAACAGAAGGUUCGCGAAGGAAGCCCGAUACCUGUUAUUGUACAUCGUUUAACAAAAGGUCCUGUGUAUGAUGAUGACGAUUCGGAUGCUGAGAUUCUGAAUUCCGAAAUACCAUGUGCGACAAGAGCAGGUGUCAAUGCGGUGGAUGUUCUUGGUCAAAUUUGCCAAGAGCUAGUUACUGCUGGCUUAGAAACUCUUGGGGAUAAUGCUGUUAAAACUCAGGACGCUGCUCAAAGACUUGAAUAUAAAACCAAAAUGCGAGCUGUAGAUAGUUUUGGUAAAGAAUUGCGAGUCCGCCUUCUAGAACAUACAAUCAACCUCGACAAUUCGUACUCUCUUGAGAAACGUCUGCGUGAAGGCCAGAGAAAGAAGCUCUCUUUGCGAGAGGAAAUCCUUCGUGUAAGAGCAGAACGAGAGAAAGUCGCUCUACGCAUGGAUGGAAUCCGAAUUGCUCAUGAGAAAAACUCUCAUGAUGCUCAGCAACGAGAAGUUCUCAACACAACAGUUCAUGAUAUCGAACUUGCAGUCGAGCGAGGGAAAUCUUCCGAUCACACGGAUGACGGGAAAACAAAUAUAGAGCUCAUGUUGAAACGCAUCGCUUCUGAAGCAAGUAGUGCAAGCGAUGAUGGAGGCGUUCUCAAACAGAUCAAGGCAUUCAAUGCAUUUAUGGAAAGGGCUGCAUUGGCGUUGGAGGGAAAGAAGGCUGUUUGA